AUGCCCAUCGAUCCCGAAGACGUUGGCAAGACCCUCGGUCUCAAGCAACUCUACAGUGGCAGCGAGGACAUUCAUGGUCGCUACCAGUGGACCACCGAACUUCCCAAAGACCUCGAAGUCCCCGGAGAAGAUGCAGACUCCGCCAAGUGGGCUCUGAUCCUGAGGCGCACAAAGGCCUACUUCGACUCGCAGAAGACGCUCGAGCUCCAUUCCAUCGUCGUCCAGAGCCCAUACCUCCGCGAGUUGCUUGGCGAGAUUCUCGCCGACUAUCCUGGCGUCACCACCACCCUCAAGCGCCUCGAGUUCAAAGGCCGCUUUGAGCCUCUCAUCCACCGCUGGAGUCAGCUGAAGACCGCCAUCACCCAGCUCAAAGUCGAACAGAGCAAACGCAGCGACCCUUCGCCCUCCGACUGCGCCCGUAUCGAGCACGCCGAGCUCCUCGACAAUGUGCUCACCAAGGAAUUCAGCGACGUCCUCGCCUCCAUCAAUGACAUGCACGACAACGGCGUCGUCACCUACGAACACCUCUGGGCGCUCCUCGAGCCCAACUCCCUCAUCUACACAAAGCAUGACAGUCAGGACCGCGCAAUGCAUGUGAAGAGCUGCAAGUACGGCAAAGACCCAAUGACCAAUGCCGAUUACUUGUAUGUGACGGCCAAUUUCGUCGACUUCGACGGACAGCGCUUCGGCAUGAACCGACUGACCCUCAAGAUUGCCGAGUUUGAAGGUACACAACCCAUCACUGCGCUUCCUGCGUACCCACUGCAGUACCACGAGGACUCAGAACAACUACAAAAGAGCCUCAUCGAGCGCGGAGGUCGUGUGGAAGAUUUCGCAAGCCCAUCAUUCUGUCAAUACAGCGGUGUUGGCUGGACACUCGAUCACAACGGAAACAAGGUCCAAAUGAGCGUCCAAGGCCGUGUGGUCAUCGACGCCGGAGGGUUCAACAAGUUCAACCCGAACCUCGCCGUGCAUGUCUCUCCGUUCAAGGAUUCGACUACCGAUGCGGGCAACGAUCCAUUCCUCGAGGAGGUUGAGCAGCAAGCCAACUAUGGUGCCGUCAUCUUCUCCGACAACCACGACGCUGGCAACAUGCCCAUCGAUGGCUCUCUCGGCAACGACGUAGAUGUCAGCGACCUCCCUCCACUCACCGACGAGCAAAAGAUGCUGCUUGGUCCGGAGAUCCGCGGCUACGCUCUGAAGGAGAAAAUGUGGCUGACCUUCUUCGUCAACGCCGUGUCCGACAUCAGCUUCAGUGAAGGCGCAUUCGAUAGCCUCAUCCUUCCCGACAACCUGAAAGACCUCGUCUUGAGCUUCACCUCCAGCCAGAACCACAACUUCGACGAUGUCAUCCGUGGCAAAGGCAAAGGCAUCAUCUUCCUGUUGUGUGGUCCACCCGGCGUCGGCAAGACUCUCACCGCCGAGUCCGUGGCCGAGCGCAUGCAAGUCCCGCUGUAUGUGAUGUCGUCCGGCGAUCUCGGCACCGACCCCAGCGCCGUCGACCACAAGCUCCGCAACGUGCUCGAGAUGUGCACCCGCUGGAAUGCCAUCCUCCUCCUGGACGAAGCCGACGUCUUCCUCGAGAAGCGCAGCCUCCACGAGCUCGAGCGCAACAAGCUCGUCACCAUCUUCCUGCGGGUGAUGGAGUACUAUGAGGGCAUCAUGUUCUUGACCACCAAUCGUGUGGAGACUUUCGACCAAGCCUUCCAGUCCCGCAUCCACAUCCAGCUGGAGUACAAGGACCUCGACGCCGCCUCCCGCCUCUCCGUCUGGAACAACUUCCUCACCUCCCACAACGCCGCCCAAGCCGCCGCCCGCCUCUCCCCUCCUCCCAAGGCUCCCACCACCGCCGCCAACGAGGUGCGCAAGCUGGCGGAGUUGGCGAUCAACGGCCGGGAGAUCAAGACCCUGGUGAAGUUGGCCGCCAUCUACGCGGCGUACAAGAAGGAGGCGCUGAGCAAGGCUCACCUCGCGACGGCGGUGGAGACCCAGUUCUUGGGCAACUCCCGUCGCGAGAGUGAGUCGGCGAGGGGAGCGCUGUUCGCUUGA
Messenger RNA from Zymoseptoria tritici IPO323, 2049 nucleotides. RefSeq lists its product as uncharacterized. Bases 1 to 2049 code for a protein of 682 amino acids. NCBI's taxonomy places the organism in Eukaryota, Fungi, Ascomycota, Dothideomycetes, Mycosphaerellales, Mycosphaerellaceae. Gene Ontology annotation, molecular function: ATP hydrolysis activity; ATP binding. The record is from RefSeq and is a predicted model, not a curated record. The transcript has 6 exons.